Molecule: messenger RNA, 1377 nt
Organism: Cornus florida
Lineage: Eukaryota; Viridiplantae; Streptophyta; Magnoliopsida; Cornales; Cornaceae
Product: F-box protein At3g07870-like
Exons: 3
Coding region: 223-1377 (384 amino acids)
Molecular function (GO): protein binding
Source: RefSeq, a predicted model, not a curated record
AGGGUUGCCAAGCGAUUGACCGAUGCACCUCUCGUCUAUACAUACAGAUUCCAUUUUCUAGGCAACUGGGAAAGGAAGAAGAUUAUAGCGAUCGAUUGCUUGCUCUGCUCUCUGAAGAAGUUAUUAGGGUUUUGUUUGUUCAAAUUCAUCUCUGUUUUAUUAGGGUUUUGUUUGUUCAAAUCAAUCUAUCUCUGUUUCUUUCAAGCAAAGAAUUGGAAAAAGAUGUCAGGUUCCCCACCUCACGAUGUGUUGAUCGACGUCCUCACUAGACUACCUAACAAAACCCUCAUCCGGUGCGCUUGUGUCUGCAAGUCAUGGUACUCUUUGGUCACAAACCCUAGUUUCAUCAACACACACCUCAAUGCGAACAGCAACAACAACAACCACCACCUUCUUCUAACUCGAAGCCUCUCUGCUGAUGAUGCCAAUCGAGUGAAUUACUCACUACAUUGGAAAAACGAUAGACACAACUACCCUUAUUUGAGGAUAAUCGGUAGCUGCAAUGGGCUCGUGUGCCUUUCCGAUGAUUUACACGGUUACCGGGAGGUACUUUAUCUAUGGAAUCCAUCCAUUCGGAAGACAAUUGCCCUUCCGCCAUUACGGGUCAAGUUUCAAUCACACGGUCUUUUUAAGCAUAGCAUUGGGAUCGGCUUCGAUGCCCUGAAUGAUGACUACAAAGUUAUCAGGAUUGUGUAUCUCUACAAACCCAAUAAUUUUCGACCUCUGGCAGAGAUUGACAUUUUCAGUCUGAACACAGGCACAUGGCGGAACAUCAGCCAUUUGAGUCUUCCUUAUACCACUGUCGAGUGGGCUCCACAGGCUUAUCUGAAUGGGGCUGCACAUUGGCUUGCUUAUGAUGGGAGAAGGAAAGAUUUCUACUGCUUGAUCGUGUCAUUCCACAUGGGUGAUGAGAGAUUUGGCGAGAUCAUGGUCCCUGGUAGCUUUUCUCGGGAAAAUGUUGGUGUUGCUAAGUUUCAAGAAUCACUCUCUGUGAUUCAAGAUCUUUGGAGCAAAUAUACUAGUUGCAUAUGGGUGAUGAAGGAGUAUGGAGUAUCAGAUUCUUGGACCAAAGUAUUCAAUAUUGAUAUGAGUGUAGGAUUCGGUAGUGUUGUUGGCUUCACAAGGAAAGGCGAAGUUCUGUUACGGUUAUAUACUGGGUAUCUGGUAGCUUAUGAUCCCUAUACGGAACAAAAAAUGCAUCUUAUUCGUGGAUCUACAUUUUAUGCAAAUGAUUAUACUGAGAGCCUGGUUUUAUUUAGAGCAAAAUUUGCUAUAUUCACCGGUCUUAAUGAGUCUACUCAUGAUCAUCUAUAUGAGUCAAGUAAGGUUUCUUCAAGUUUGGCUUGCUUACUUAAUGAGGUUGAAAACGUUGAUUAA